Molecule: messenger RNA, 1065 nt
Organism: Erigeron canadensis
Lineage: Eukaryota; Viridiplantae; Streptophyta; Magnoliopsida; Asterales; Asteraceae
Product: RING-H2 finger protein ATL74-like
Exons: 1
Coding region: 417-998 (193 amino acids)
Biological process (GO): protein ubiquitination
Molecular function (GO): transferase activity
Source: RefSeq, a predicted model, not a curated record
CAAACACUCAUUCAAGAAGUUUCAACUUUUUUUUAGAGUUUUAGCUUUUGUAUUCUUCACAUUCUCCUUUCAAUCUUUAAAGGAAAAGAACCAUUUUUUCCAACCACCAAUGAAUUCAUACCAACUCAAAGUACAAGAAAUAAUUGAAACAUUCAAGAAACAGGAAAAUUAUGAAAGCCCAUAAUUCUUGAUGGAUCCUCAGCUUGCAAUCUCUUUUGUUGUUCGAUUUCCAUGGAGGAAAAAAAAACAUGAUUUAUACCCAUUUUGUAUAAUCUUUUAGUUUCACUUUACCUUUUUGAUGAUCAUAAAUGUUGUUGUAAUCCAAGUUGUUGAAAUUAGAGUUACCCGGGUUCGACUCUCUUUGGUUUUUAAUUCUUAGUGGUUCUAUUGUUUCAAAAGGUGUGUUUGGUAAGAUUAUGCAACGGAUGCUGCUGGAUACAGCCAACCUGGCGCCGCUUGGGUCUACAGGCGGCGCCAGUGGUGAUGGCAACCAGCAACAUGCGUCUUAUAGCAAAGAAGCAAAUUUCGAUACUAAUAUGGUGAUCAUAUUGGCUGCUUUACUUUGUGCUUUGGUAUGUGCUCUUGGGCUUAAUUCGAUAGUACGUUGUGCUUUAAGAUGUAGCCAAAGGUUGAACUUUGAGACCGGUGAGGCUGCGGUUGCACGAUUAGCCACGACAGGGGUUAAGAAGAAGGCGUUAAGGCAGAUUCCGGUGGCGGUGUAUGGGGACGGAAUUGAGAUUCCGGCAAGUGAGUGUCCAAUAUGUCUUGGAGAGUUUAUGGAUGGUGAGAAAGUUAGGAUUUUACCACAAUGUAAUCAUGGGUUUCAUGUACGUUGUAUUGAUGUAUGGUUGGCUUCACAUUCGUCUUGUCCGACUUGCCGACGGUCCUUGGUGGAGGUGCCGGUAAUGGCGGCUGGGACAUCUUGGCAAGACGGUGGUGACGAUGACGGUGGUGGUAAUGGAGCUACUGGUAGUGUAGUUAUUCAAGUUGGUAAUUAGCUAUAUCAUCAUAAUGUAUCUAAAAAAUUUAUCUGUGCAUUAAUAUUUAAUACACCUUUAGGUUUUA